UUGUUAUCUAGUGAAUACUUUAAAAGUUUUGAGGUUAUAACAAGUUUCUACAAGGACAACAUUGGUGGUGUGUAUCGUGAUAUAGCAUUAUUUCGGCAAAAAAUCGUCCUGUUUGUCGGACGAUAGAUAAAAUCUUGAAAUUAAUUAUGUGAGCAGUUGAAGCUUGACAAUCAAUUCUGUAUAAAUAUGUCGGCUCCAAAUAACGUUAAAACACUGUUACCGUACAGAUUGGCCUGCUUGGCCGUCUGACAAAUAUGAAUUUAUGGAAUAAUUUUGUAAUUUUAAUAAUCGAACAUGGUGAAAGAAAAACCAAAUUCAAUUCGUAUUUACGAUUCAGAAGGUUAUAGACGUAGAGCAGCAUGUAUCUGCGUCAAAAACGAUCUUGAAGAUGAGGUACUUUUGGUUACAUCCAGCCGAAGGCCAGAUAGUUGGAUAGUACCUGGUGGAGGUGUUGAACCAGAGGAGGAACCUGCAGUAACUGCAUUACGUGAAGUUAGAGAAGAAGCAGGGGUUUUAGGGCAGUUGGGCAGAUGUCUUGGCAUAUUUGAAAAUGUGGAACACAAACAUAGGACACAGGUAUGGGUUAUGCGUGUAACUGAAGAACUGCCAGAAUGGGAAGAUUCACGUGCUAUUGGUCGAAAACGAAAGUGGUUUUCUAUACCAGAGGCCUUGUUUCAGCUUGCUCAGCACAAGCCCGUCCAGCGUUCUUAUAUACACAGCCUCCACAAUACUAAUCCUCGAUAUAAUCCUAACAUCUCGCCUCCUCACCAUUCGCAUACUACCGUAACGUCUAUUCAGUUGAUGAAUAAUUCUAGUAACAAUCCUCAUCUGAACAAACAUAGCUAAUAUUAAAUACCAUCCAUUUGCGUAAACGAUUGAGAUCAAAUGUUAAAUAUUUGUUGCUGCUCAUUUACUUUCGUACAGUUAUAACAACCACUAAGGUUGUGUUUCGUAUGUAAAAUGACACUAUUUGUACAUUCUCUGGUUUUCUUUCUUAUUUUUCUUUUGUGAUUAGUAGUAAAAUUAUUCCGAAUCUUGUUAUUAUACUACUAAUACUACUGUAUGAUUAUCACCACACCACCACCACCACCACUACUACUAUUUCAUUACCAUUGCUAUACUAUCAUUACUGCAAAAACUAUUAUUAUCAUUAUCACUAUUACAGCCAUUUUUAUUGUCAUUGUCAGUGCUAUUAUCAGUGUUAUUGCUUUUUCAUACAGAUUAGUUUAUUAAUCACUCCUUAAAAGGAACAGUUUUUCUAGUUUGGUUCUAUUGGUGUAACUAAUUAGGGGUCAAGGUGAAUCUGCCACCCUGCCCCAAAAAUGUAGACUGGGUUUCUCAUCAUUCUAAGAUCCUAAAAUCCUAACAAUUAGUUAUGCUGAUGUUCAGUUCUCAUUUUUAUCAUAUUCUUGUCAGGGAAACAAUUAGUGCUUAUAUUUCAUGUACAAAUAAGUACCUAAUUUUCAUACGUAAAGUGGAUGGUGUUUUAUGCAAAAAAAAAAAAAAAAAAAAA
Messenger RNA from Osmia lignaria (orchard mason bee), 1513 nucleotides. It is a transcript of the gene Aps, whose product is annotated as diphosphoinositol polyphosphate phosphohydrolase 1 Aps. The record is from RefSeq and is a predicted model, not a curated record. Gene Ontology annotation, molecular function: endopolyphosphatase activity; bis(5'-adenosyl)-hexaphosphatase activity; bis(5'-adenosyl)-pentaphosphatase activity. Gene Ontology annotation, biological process: adenosine 5'-(hexahydrogen pentaphosphate) catabolic process; diadenosine hexaphosphate catabolic process; diadenosine pentaphosphate catabolic process. Gene Ontology annotation, cellular component: nucleus; cytoplasm. NCBI's taxonomy places the organism in Eukaryota, Metazoa, Arthropoda, Insecta, Hymenoptera, Megachilidae.